AUGGACACGAAUGGCAGGGUGAAGCUUGUCAUGGAGCAAAUCGAGCAGCUCAUUCAGGGCCUGCUGGCAUCACAUGAAGGUGAGCACAGGGGCUCUUCUCACUCCGUGUCAGCACCCUCAACGCUGCGAUCCCCACCUGCGUCGCGCGAAGAGGCGCCUCCCUCGGACCCACGCAUGGUGAUGGAGCCUGCGCCCCCAAGGGGAAACCCAGUCCAAUUCCAGGAGUCGAUUGUGCAGCCGAGCUCCGUGCUAGAAUCGCUAGAGGAGGAUGAAGAGGAGGACGAGGACGGAAAAUCUGGGUAUGCCCUUAGCCUGUCAUGGACAAAGCGGCAUCAAGAGCUAGGCACCUGCCGACUCAGCAGCAGCAAGGGCGCGAAGACGAUUUCCACAACCGUCGUGGUGAACGGCGAGGAUGUCUCACACAACCGGCUGUCGAAUUGGAGGCGGUUGUGGGCUGCGGGGGUUGCCGCUGUUUUGCUGUGGGAUUGCAUAUCCCUACCGCUUCUCGCCUUGUCCUUCCAUGAGCCUUGGGUGAUGGAGCUACUCCGGAUCAUCUUCUGGACGCUAAGCCUGCCGAUGUUUUGGACAUCGCGGAGCAUCUCCUGUUGCAGUUACGCUGAGUUGACCUCCCUUGGGAAUGUGCUUCUGGAGGUCGUGCUUCUGAUCUUGCUCAUCUGCGCCGCCGUGGCGGGAAGCAGCCCUUCAGUCCAUGUGCAGUUUCUGCUUCGAGGGCCUGAGAUUCUCCGCCUUCGGCACAGCUCCGAAAUCGACGCCUUCCGGGGGCUUUCGCGAAUCUUCGCCAGAUGGAACCGAGGCGAACUCCGGAGGCUGAAGGUGCGUGCGGCGUGGAACGUCUUCUCCACGAUCGUCAUGUGCCUGAUCGGCCUUCACUGGCUGACCUGCGCCUGGUUUGCGUCCGGCCGAGCCUUGGAUGGAUGGGUCAACACCGAGGGGCCCUCCGACUUCAUGGACCUGUCGACGGUGGAGCAGUACCGCGUCACGCUGGAGUGGGCCAUUUCCAGGAUCCCUCCCUCCAAGACCACGGACAACGUCCUGCUUACCUCGCAGACGGAUCGAGGCCUUGCCCUCGCAGCAACGACCAUGGUCCUCCUGGCGGCCUCAAUGUUCACGUCGAUCGUGACCAACGAUCUCUCGGACAUUCGCCGUGUGCAGCGGCAGCAAGGGGAGGCUGACUGCCAGCUUUCUGACUUCCUGGAAACAUUUCCGGUGUCCUGGGCCUUGGAGCGACAGUUGAAAGGCUACCUGGAGCAGACGGUCAAGAGAGUCUACCUGCCCAGCAAGCGAGAUAUCGCCAUGCUCCUGCCCGAACUGCUCCACGGGCAGCUUUUUACCGAGUCAUUUGGGGCCGUCAUCGGCCGCCAUCAGAUGCUGUCUGGGCUCAUGGCGAAAUAUCCCAGCUUCCAGCGAGACCUUUGCAUCAAAGGUCUCGAAGACUGGACGGUGGCCCCCAACGAGGCAUUAUUCUCGCCUGGGCUCUUCUGCCAGCGGAUGAUCUUUGUCGCCUUCAACUUCGUGCUCUACAAGCGAGAAGGCAUGGUGACGCAUGCCGAACGAAGCAACCCAGCGAAUGCCAGGACCUGGACUCUUGCUCGGGGAUCGUCUUGGCUUGGUGCUGGAGUGCCUGGGUCGAUCGUGCCCAGCAGCAAGACGAAGGUGUCGAAGGUCUCCAAGGUGUCGAAGCUGUCGAAGGACAGCCCGGUCUUGCGAGUCGGGCCUCGGCACUGGUUGUGCGAGGCAUGUUUAUGGACCGACUGGCACUACUUGGGCUACGCGGUUGCAGGGACGUGCACGAGCCUUCUGUGCCUGAGCCCUGAGAAGCUGCUGGCUAUCUCGGCCGGGCAUGCGGAGCUCUCGGCGGAGCUGAUGAUCCAUGCCCGGCUCUUCAUCCAAGUGCUCAAUGAGGUUCCCGAGGCGGAGCUCAGUGACGUGCAGCAGGUCGUCUCGUGA
Symbiodinium natans is the source of this 1968-nucleotide messenger RNA. NCBI's taxonomy places the organism in Eukaryota, Dinophyceae, Suessiales, Symbiodiniaceae. The record is from the annotation of a GenBank genome assembly.